ACGGGGCGCUGCCGCCGGGCGUCGGUCCCCUUGUCCUCCCGGGCUCGGGCUGGGUUCGCCCGCCGGGAUCGGCGGGUCUGCGGUCCGCGCGAGCGUCCGUCCAGGGCGUCCGGGCCGCGGCUCGGGGAAGAGCGGUGGGAGCGCGGUGCGCCGGGCGCCGCUGCCCGCAUGGCGGCCAUCCAGGCGCUGCAGCAGUGGUGCCGGCAACAGUGUGAGGGCUACCGGGACGUGAGCAUCACCAACAUGACCACGUCGUUCCGCGACGGCCUGGCCUUCUGCGCUAUCCUGCACCGCCACCGGCCCGACCUCAUAAACUUCGAUGCUCUCAGGAAGGAAAACAUUUACGAGAACAACAAGCUGGCCUUCCGCGUGGCCGAGGAGCAGUUGGGCAUCCCGGCCCUCCUGGACGCCGAGGACAUGGUGGCCCUGAAGGUGCCUGACCGGCUGAGCAUCCUGACCUACGUGUCUCAGUACUAUAACUACUUCCAUGGACGCUCCCCCAUUGGGGGCAUGGCCGGCGUGAAGAGGCCCCCGUCGGGCUCUGAUGAGGAACCGUCUGGGAAGAAGGCCCCGACCCAGCCCGCCAGGCCCUCACCCACCCCAGCCUGGGGGCAGCCGCUGUCUCCAGUCCGCACAAACCCCAUCGUCCAGCAGAAGGAUAGGGGCGCAGAGGGGGCCCCCCUGAAGGCUGGCCAGGCCUCGGCGGGCAGCUCCGUCAGCAGCAUCUGUGGGGUCUGUGGCAAGUACGUGCACCUUGUGCAGCGACACCUGGCUGACGGGAAGCUCUACCAUCGGAGCUGCUUCAGGUGUCAGCAGUGCUCCAACACGCUGCACUCGGGGACCUACAGGACCACGGGAGAGCCGGGCGUAUUCGUCUGCUCCAGCCACCACCCCAAAGCCCCCUCGGCAAGCCCCAAGUUGCCGGGCCUGGCCCCCAGAGAGACAGGGGCCACCCCCGUGGUCUCCAAGCCCCCAAGCACUCCACGGAAGGCCCAGGAGGCCAGUGGGCAGAGAGAUGUGGGGCCCAAGGCCAGGCCGCUGGCCUGGGAGCCUGUGGUGGGCAACUCAACUGCCAAAGGUUUCACUCCAGCUGCCGCUGACCGUCCAGCCACCACCUCCUCGCCCGUCCACAUGGGGAGCCCAGCUGGGCCCCGGCUCUCGGUGGGCCCGGUGGGAGGCAAAGCCAGCACGCGUGUGACCAACAGCUCCCCGACAGGGUGGUCAUCGUCGGCACGGGACACGGUGGCAGUUAGCCCCCGUCCUGCCCCAACCCUGAGUACCCCAGACCCUCGCCCGGCCACACCAGAAGGCCGGGCAGCCCCCCGAGCGGCAGCCCCCCAGACCAAGCUCGGGUCAAGCCCAGCAUCCCUGGGCCCAGCGGACUCCCCGGCCUGGACCCUGUCGGCCUCCAGGACGCAGCAGGCCCGGGAGAGGUUCUUCCAGACGCCAGGAGCCGCGCCCGGCACUGGCCCGGCUGGCAGGGCCACGGCUCCCGCGGAUACGCCGUCGCCAUCUGGGGCUAGCAGCAAGGAGCAGGCGCGGAGCUUCCUCCGGAAGACCUUGCCAGGGCUCGGGGAGGCUGGCGCCCAGGCGCCUGGCAGGCCCUCCCCAGCCACCUCCCCUGCUCCGAAUUCCCAUCCCAGAACUGAAGGGCCACAAGCAAGUCCAUCUGCCAAGCUGUCACAGUCGGCAUCUCCUCAGGCCCGCCCCCCUUUGAAGACUGAGCCGCCAGCCCCCCUGAGUGUGGGCACCACCUCUCAGGCAUCCACGCCACCCCAGGCAGGCAGGAAGAGCUCGGCCGUAUCCUCAGGGGUUGGCAGGGUGGGUGCUGGCUCCAGCCUGAAGCUGGAGGCCCCACCGGCAAAGGGCCCGAGGGCCAGCCCCCAGGAAGGCCAGGAGGAUGGGCCGACAGGAUGGAGGGCCCGCCUGAAGCCCGUGGAGAAGAAAAGCCCCGCUGAGAGGGGCCUGGAGCUGAAGGAGCCUCGGGUCCCAGGAGAGCCGAAGGCAGGCGAUGCCCCCUGGAAAGUGUCUGGGAGCUCUGAUGGGGGCAUCCGCAUCACCCUGACCCCUGUGCGGCCUGACAGGACACUGAGCCCGGCCAGACCCGGGCCUGAUCUCUCAGCCGCGUCCCCCUCCCUGUCCCCGCCUCGCCGCAGGAAGCUGGCCGUCCCUGCCAGCCUGGAUGUUUCUGACAACUGGCUUCGGCCGGAGCCCUCGGGACAGAAAGCCCCAGCCCAGAGCUGGAAGGAAGAGGAGGAGAAUCCCCGUCCUCACAGCAAACCAGGGAGGCCCCCAGGCCCGGCUGGUGUCCCCACUCCACUUGGCAAGGCGGUGACCUCCCCCAUCAGGCUGCACCCUGACUACGUGCCCCCGGAGGAGAUCCAGAGGCAGGUGCAGGACAUCGAGCGGCAGCUGGACGCCCUGGAGCUCAGGGGCGUGGAACUGGAGAAGCGCCUGCGUGCGGCCGAGGGGGACGCCUCGGAGGACGCGCUCAUGGUGGACUGGUUCCGGCUCAUCCACGAGAAGCAGCUGCUGCUGAGGCUGGAGUCGGAGCUGAUGUACAAGGCCAGGGAGCAGCGCCUGGAGGAGCAGCAGCUGGACAUCGAGGGGGAGCUGCGCCGGCUGAUGGCCAAGCCCGAGGGUCUGAAAUCACCCCAGGACCGGCAACGGGAACAGGAGCUGCUGAACCAGUAUGUGAACACGGUGAAUGACCGCAGCGACAUCAUCGACUCCCUGGAUGAGGACCGGCUCAGAGAGCGGGAGGAGGACGAGGUGCUCCAGAACAUGAUCCAGAAACUGGACCUCCAGAGAAGCGGCGGGGACCAGAGGAAGAAGCCCCGGUUCCGCUUGUCCAGCAUCUGGUCCCCGAAGAGCAGGAGCAAGACCCCCGAGUGAGCCACCUGUCUGGCCUGCAGGACC
This is a messenger RNA of Ceratotherium simum simum (southern white rhinoceros), 2919 nucleotides long. RefSeq names its product MICAL like 2 (gene MICALL2). NCBI's taxonomy places the organism in Eukaryota, Metazoa, Chordata, Mammalia, Perissodactyla, Rhinocerotidae. Gene Ontology annotation, molecular function: protein binding. The record is from RefSeq and is a predicted model, not a curated record.